CACACACGUAUCAUUAUUAGCAGUAUUAUUAUUCCAUAUCAUCACUUUUUGCAAUGAAAAGCAACAUUUCUCCAUGCGUUGCUAUAGAAACGAUGUGAUAGAAAUACAGCACAUCACUGUCAGAGCGCCUGACGUUUACAGUCCGCAGGAAAUGAUCCAGCAUCCUCUUAAGUAUUUAUCAGUGACAGCACGCCACGCAUCGGACAGGGAGUCCACUUGGGGAAAGAGCUCUUCCAAAGCUCCUUGGUCAGUACGGAUGCGCCAAAAAACCAUGGAGUCCUAUUUAGGAGGUGUGGUGCGGAUGAUCCUGGUGACCACCAUGCUGCCGCUCCUGACAAGCAACCAGGCCUGCCCCAGCGUCUGCCGCUGCUCACUUCAAGGCAACGUCGGCUGCUCUGGCGACACCAUCACUGACACCCCCAAACAACUGCCUCUUCACACGUACACGCUGCAGCUCCACGCCACAAACAUGAACGUCAUACAUGAGCACAGCCUGGAGAAUAAGGACCUGCUGACGCGUUUCAGUCUAACGUUCAGCCGCCUCCAUACCAUCCAUCCCCGAGCUUUCAACGCCACUCCAAAGCUCAAGUCCAUCCAGCUGUCAGCCAACAAUCUUGCCUCGCUUCCUGUGAGACUCUUUAGCCCUCUGACCACUCUGGAGCAGCUUCAUUUAAAUCGGAACCAACUGGAGAACAUCACUGUGGACAUGUUUGAAGGACUCGUUGCUUUGGAGGAAUUGGACUUGAGUCACAACAAAUUGUCCAGUCUUGCUUCCGGGGCUUUCAGUGGACUGAUGAACCUAACCACCCUGAAAUUUGGCAAUAACUUCUUACAAACACUUCCACCUGAUAGCUUUCGCUCCUUGACUAAACUUCAACAGCUCAUCAUGCCUUACAACAAAUUAGAGAGGCUAGAACCUGGGAUCUUUGAUGGACUAGUGAAACUUGAGUAUCUGCAAAUGCACUACAACCAGAUUGCCAGUAUCCCUCAACGGGUGUUCUGGUCACUAAGGAGCUUGAAGAACCUCACUCUGUCGACCAACCAGCUUCAAACAGUCCCUGAGAGAAGCUUCUACCACAUGCCCAAGAUGUCCAAGCUGACCCUUUACAACAACCCCCUCUCAUCUCUACCGGAUGAGCUGAUGGGACAUAUGCCUGAAAUCCAAGAGUUUUACCUAUAUUACACAAACCUCACCACAGUGCCUGGAAACCUCUUUGCCAACAUGUCUGGCUUGCAGUACCUUAACCUCCAUUUGAACAAGAGGCUGCGAGAGUUGCCUUCUGAUGUGUUCUGUUGCCUUCCUGAGCUUCGGAAGCUCUCGCUGAAAUCCAACAACCUCCAGGAAAUGCAUCCACAUCUUUUCUCCAGACUGACCAGUCUGGGCAUAUUACUCCUCAAUGAAAACAAACUGAAGAAGAUACCAAUGGACACCUUCCAGGAGCUUGGACUGCUUACCACGUUGGAUUUGAAGAAUAACCAGCUAAAUCAUCUCCCGGAAGAUAUUUUCCAGUCCAACCCAUUUCUAAAGGUGAGUCUCAGCAACAAUCCAUGGGACUGCACCUGUCGCAUCAGAGGCUUUGCAAGAUGGGUACGCCGAAACAAGCACGCGGUUGUUGACAAUGAACAUGCGAUAUGUCACAGUCCACAGCACCAAGCACUCCGCACCCUUGACUCCUUGCGUGAUGAGGAGUGGAACAUUUGCGACGUUAUGACAGUCACUCCGAGCUGCGUUCCGACGCCCACUCAACAGUCGUCUACGACAGGUUCAACAACGACCCGACUGGUCACCAUCCCAACAACCUCUUCGGCGACAGAAGCAGCUUCAUCGCUCCAACCUCUAGCUCGUGUCACACCAGAAGGGGCUCCCUCCACCUACGACAGUUCAGCACCGUUUUAUGACAAACUGGUGGUGGAAGGGUGGCCUGAGUUUGUUCACCACAACCACCACAAUGGUUGGGUGUAUGUGUGGUUUCUGCCCUCCAACGCAGCCUUGGCUGGGUUCCUCACGUUUGGUCACGUCCUUCUUGUGGCCACCGGUUUGUUCCUCAUCCUUUCUGCCAUGUAUGCUAUGCAUCGCCUCAGCAAGAGGGUGGAAGAGCUCCAGAUGCAGUUUACUCACAUUGAAGGGUGAUGCCCAAAGUGAGUGCACCCCUCGCAUUUCAGCAACCGUUUUUAUUCCCGUAUAUCUUCAGAUUCUCCAACCAUUGAUGAUGAGUCAGCACACAACCAUUGUUGUCUAAAUAGUUGGACACACAAGUCAGUAGCAAGACAGAGUCUUGCCUACAGUCAAGCAUGACGGUGGUAGCGUCAUGUUCUGGAGCUGCAUGAGUGCUGCCAACACUGUGGAUCAAUGGAAAAUAAUGAAUUCCAACAUGUACUGUGACAUUUUGAUGCAGAGCAUGAUCCCUUUCCGUGGGUUUUCCAACACAAACCCCCAAGAUGAUCAAGUGAUGAAAAGGCCAAGGAUGUCUCCUCCAUGGCUGAACCCCAUUGAGCAUUGAAGAGGAUUCCAGUAACAACCUGUGCAGCACUGCUCACAAAAGAGGAUUAAGGCAGUGCUAGAUAAUGGUAAUCGCACAAAAUAUUCACACUAAAAACACAAUUUGGACAUGUUCACUGUGUACUCACUUGUAUUGUCAGCUAUUACAGUACAGUGGCACUUUUGAUUAUUUUGAUUAUGUUUGAUUAUGAUUUCGUUCCAUAAGGUCCCACAAACAUUUUCAGUGAAUUUGAAACAUUUCAAUAUUUUAGACAAAAACGGUUUCAUGUUUAAUUUCUGAGUAUUGUGCCUUGAGAUAACGUGAUAAAAUGGUUGCAGAAGUGUGAGGGCUGUAGUUACCUUGGUGAGAUCCUGUACGCGAUCAGGUAGGGGUGUCACGAGACACACGGCUCACGAGACAAGACUGUGCACAAGAUUGGGUCCACGAGAACGAGACAAGACUUUAACAUUAAUGCGAAUCACUUGGGCAUACUGGCUUGUUCGUAUUGAUGGGCUCACUUUGCUCAAUUUUAAAAUUCCCAUACGAGGGCUGUGGAAUUUGUCUUUGCAAUCAUCUUUUUUCCUCCGUAUUUCUAGUACAGGCUCCCUUGCUGCACUGUGUGUAUAUGCUAGCAGCCCUGCCUCCACCACAGAGACAAAGGGACUGUAUGACUGACAAGAGGUCUCACUCUGUUGUUCUAUGUAACGCUGUUGUUCUAUGAAGCAUCUAGGUGCUGAACCAAUGCACUGAGUGAACUCUCUUCCUGCCUGUUUAGAGGCGAGAGACGAGGACAACAGGACACGCAUGCACAUGGCAAUAUCACAUGGAGGCCGGCAAAAUGAUCCAGUUCAUUUUCUUUUAUCGUGUGAUUCAUUAAUUUAUUAUCACAAUAAACAUUUUUCUGAACGAGAAUAUAUUUGAAUAUAUUUUAAUCUUGUGAGAUCUUGUGACACGAGACCUUGUGACACCCCUAUUACCAGGUCUUUUACACAAGACGAUCAGUAAGAUACUUGCAUUCAUUACGCUUAAGUCACUGCUCUAUGUCUCUACCACAGCUUCAAAAUAAUAUAAUGACGCGUGUGUAUAUAAAACGUCUAAUUCAUUCUAGGUAUGAACUGCCAAUUUGUCCCUGUCUAGGCCUGGGGUAGGAUCCAGCUCUCUGUAAACCGUGCAUAUAGUUUAAAUCAUGGAAUAAAUCAUUCUUUUCAAGAUGUCAGGUUUUCUUUGGUUGUAAGCAUAAAUUCAUUUCAGAUUGGAUUUUUUAAAAUUGC
Molecule: messenger RNA, 3751 nt
Organism: Dunckerocampus dactyliophorus (ringed pipefish)
Lineage: Eukaryota; Metazoa; Chordata; Actinopteri; Syngnathiformes; Syngnathidae
Product: platelet glycoprotein V
Exons: 2
Coding region: 74-2131 (685 amino acids)
Cellular component (GO): extracellular matrix
Molecular function (GO): protein binding
Source: RefSeq, a predicted model, not a curated record